AUGUCUACCCCUUCGACGGCGACGGCGACUCUUCCUCCGCACCAUCAAUAUUUCGCACACCAUCCCACCUGGCAGCCUGCCGUCCCGAACCAACAUGUCAACGCACCCACGAGGCUGACCAACUCCAACUCGCACUACAACGCCUAUCCCGCUCCCGACCUGCGAAGAACCGCGACUGUCAACGCACGGCAGCCCCAGCCAGUCGAGGAAUACCCCACACAACCCUCUGCGACAAUGUCUAGCAGGAGGCGCGAGCACAAGCCCGACUGGGCCGAGUUCUACAAGAACGGCAUCCCCAAGGAAGUCAUCGUGAUAGAUGACGACAGCCCGGACCCACCCACGCGCCAGCCUCAGUCGUCGAGAGCCGCCGCCGCCGAGGGCCGUCAUGCCGACAAGAAGAGGAAAACGGCUGCGUCGGCCGCCUACGACCCAAUUUACCACCAGCAGACGUCGUACUCGACGACGCAGACGCCUUACUACGACCAGACGCCUUCUUACCACACCGUCUCCUCCGAUCGCACCGCCUCAGCGAUCAACACCACGGCCAGCACUUCCCUGGGCUCUCAGGCAAGCAACGGUGUCUACGCUCCCCAAAUGGAUGAUGGCGUCAUCGGUCAGAAGCGGAAGCGCACUACUAGGAGAACGACGCUGGACGAGGCCAAGGAAGCCAAGAGGCGAGAGACCGAACAGCAGAAGGAGCAUUGGACCACUUAUGUUCCUCCCCCGCAUCCUCCGAUCAAGGCCAAGGAUGUCUACGUCAAGGUCGUCGCGGAUAAGUUCAGAAGCAACGAAAAGGUCGACGAUGAGGAUGGCCACUAUGUUGUGGUCCCCGACGCCGAUCUCACUGAGAGAUAUCAAAUUGUGAAGUUGCUUGGCCAAGGAACCUUCGGCAAGGUUGUCGAAGCUUACGACAAACGUCUGAAGACCAAGUGCGCAAUCAAAGUCAUUAGGUCUGUCCAGAAGUAUCGCGACGCCUCUCGCAUCGAGCUCAGGGUCUUGUCCACCCUGGCCUCAAAUGACGCGCAGAACAAGAACAAGUGUAUCCACCUUCGGGAUUGCUUCGAUUUCCGAAACCAUAUUUGCAUUGUCACGGACCUGUAUGGACAGAGCGUUUUCGACUUUCUCAAGUCGAACCAGUUUGUGCCUUUCCCCAGCACGCACAUCCAGACGUUCGCCCGUCAGCUCCUGACCAGCGUUGCUUUCCUUCAUGAUUUGCAUCUCAUCCACACCGACCUUAAGCCUGAAAAUAUUCUUUUGGUCAACAAUGCUUACCAGACGUUCACCUACAACCGAACAAUACCUUCCUCCUCUACCGCCACUGCUCGGUCCGCUCGCCACAGAAAGGUUCUGUUGAACCCGGAGAUUCGCCUCAUUGACUUUGGAUCGGCCACCUUCGACGACGAAUAUCAUUCUUCCGUUGUCUCUACGAGACACUAUCGGGCGCCCGAGAUCAUUCUCAAUCUUGGAUGGAGUUAUCCUUGCGAUAUUUGGAGUAUCGGCUGCAUCUUGGUUGAGUUUUUCACAGGCGACGCUCUCUUCCAAACUCAUGACAACCUUGAGCACCUUGCCAUGAUGGAGGCAGUUUGCGGUGGCAAGCUUGACAAGCACCUCAUCAGACAAGUGCACGCCAAGGAUAGGGGAUCGUCACGGAAUCCGGCUACACAGUACUUCAAGGGACAGAAGCUUGACUAUCCGAACAACGAGACGCCGAAAGCUUCCAGAAAGUACGUCAAGGCGAUGAAGAGGCUUCAGGAUACCAUCCCGCCCCACACCGAUUUCAACGUGCAGUUCCUUGACCUGCUCAAGCGGAUCUUCGUCUACGACCCCAACAAGCGCAUAUCGGCAAAGGAGGCCCUCAACCAUCCGUGGUUUGACCAGAGAAUGGAGGACGACGGGACAGAGGCUCUUAAAAUUCGCAAGAAGCAGGAAAAGAUGAGAGAGGAGAAGGCUCGGCAAGCCGGUUACCGGUGA
Molecule: messenger RNA, 1971 nt
Organism: Aplosporella prunicola CBS 121167
Lineage: Eukaryota; Fungi; Ascomycota; Dothideomycetes; Botryosphaeriales; Aplosporellaceae
Exons: 5
Coding region: 1-1971 (656 amino acids)
Biological process (GO): protein phosphorylation
Cellular component (GO): nucleus
Molecular function (GO): ATP binding; protein kinase activity
Source: RefSeq, a predicted model, not a curated record